Molecule: messenger RNA, 516 nt
Organism: Lolium rigidum
Lineage: Eukaryota; Viridiplantae; Streptophyta; Magnoliopsida; Poales; Poaceae
Product: zinc finger A20 and AN1 domain-containing stress-associated protein 7-like
Exons: 1
Coding region: 1-516 (171 amino acids)
Molecular function (GO): DNA binding; zinc ion binding
Source: RefSeq, a predicted model, not a curated record
AUGGCGCACCACGCGACGUCGGCGACUUCCCUGAAGCGCAAGUGCCCUGACGGUGGCAGUGACAGUGACAGCGAGGAGACGGCCGGCAAGUGCGUCACCGGCUGCGGCUUCUUCGGCGCCGCCGCCACCGGCAACAUGUGCUCCAAGUGCUACAAGGAGAAAGUCGUCGCCGCCUCUGCCACCACGGCCGCGGACAGCGUCGCCAUCGCGCCUGCCGCUUCGACCGUGCCUCCGGAGAAGAAGCCCAAGACGAUCGUCACCGUCGCGUCCUCUGAUGGUGCUGAGCCCUCCCUGGCGUCCACGAAGCAGCCGAUGCCGGCGAAGAACCGGUGCGCGACGUGCCGCAAGAAGGUGGGCAUGCUGGGGUUCCGCUGCCGCUGCGAGGGCACCUUCUGCAGCGUCCACCGCUACUCCGACAAGCACGACUGCGGCUUCGACUACAAGACCGCCGGGCGGGAGACGAUCGCCAAGCACAACCCGGUCGUCGUUGCCGACAAGCUCGCCACGAGGAUCUGA